This is a messenger RNA of Chelonia mydas (Green sea turtle), 5996 nucleotides long. RefSeq names its product myosin-3-like. The record is from RefSeq and is a predicted model, not a curated record. Lineage: Eukaryota; Metazoa; Chordata; Testudines; Cheloniidae. The coding region runs from base 474 to 4580 and encodes 1368 amino acids. The transcript is spliced from 30 exons.
GUGUGGGGAAGCGUGGGCCUGCUGCGGCUGGUGAGUAACUCUGCCGGGCGCCCCUGCCGCUCCCCCAUCAUAGCCGCCUACGCUUCACAAUCGGAGCCAGUUUAUCAGGAGAGGGGGAACAGGCACUUUGAAGCUUGUUGCCAUCUCGGUUGCCGUGGCAGCAGCAGUCCUGUGUUUCCUGACAUGGGGAGAGGUGGUGAGUACAGCAGCUGAGCUGAACGAAGAGACGCCCUGGAGAUUCAGUCGGACGGGGUCCCCGAGGGCCUGCGGGGAGACUCGCGGAGGGGCCUCUGGCACUCAACGCCACAGCUGGAUUGCAUCUCCUCCAUGUACCAUAGAUCUGGAUCUGUGAGAUUCCCCUUGGAAGCUCCAGGGAAAGUGCCGUACGUGAAGCAAAUGUCAGUACCUGAGACUCAGCUGCACUGAUGACCCUUCGAGGGAGGGCACCCCCCCCCCAUACCACUGGGCAAUAAAUGUCCCACCAGAAGCAGAGCAGCUUUCCUGGCCUGCCGUCCCGAUACAGCGGUGAUGGAUGCUUCCAGCAUGGCACUGACAGGGGGGUCUCAGGUUGGGGUUGCCAGGAUCCUGAGAACAGUAAAAGAAGCCCACGGGCAUCUCGACCCUGUUCUGUGUUGGAGCUGGAGAGGAGCUACACAAACAGCUACCCCUCGUCAGGGGUCCCCUUCCAAGGAGAGAACCCUCUGAACGGGACGCCAGGACCCCGGGAGCCCGGCCACGCAAACAGCGCAUGGAGAGAGUCCAGCAGGGGCUCUCUUAGCCCCAAGCACAUCGAAAGAGCCAGGUCCAUGAGCCCCUUGCGAGGGAUCCACUCCAUAGAUAGUGGGAUAGUUUUAACCAGUGACAUGGAAUGUGCCAGGAGGCAUUCCAGCCCACCACUCAGAAGGAGGCAUUCUUUAUCUCGUCUCCCGGACUGGGGCACAGAAGAAUAUGGUCCCAUGCGGCCAUUGGCUCGAAGGGUGUGGAGUGGAUUGGAGCUGGACCUGCGGGGAUCUUUACCAGAGAAUGUGCAGAGGACAGCAGCGCUGGGGCCCUCUCUGCGGGACACUCCUGGGGUGCUAGAGGGACAGGCAGAAGCGCUGCAAAAGCUGGAACUCAACAGGGUGAAGUUUGAGCUACUUUCCAUUAAGCAGAAGCAGAUGGAGAGCUCCCUCACCCAAUUAGAGAAAGAAAAGAGCUGGCUGGACCUGUCCCGCUAUGAAGACCAGAAACAGAGAGGGGACUUGCAAGAGAAGAUCCUUAAUUUGGAGAUGGAGGUGGUGAAGGCCAAAUCCUGCUUGAGCAGAAUGAGCUGCCGCUCAGUCUCCCCAAGUCCCAGCCAGAGGUUGUCUGUGGAGAAGGAGGAGCUGAACCGAGAAAUGACAGCUCUUCAGGAAACCCUGAGUGGUUACAAGGAGCACAUGAAGGUUCUGGAAGCAGAACGGGAUGAAAUGACCCAGCAGCUGAACUCAGCGAAAGAGGGGCAACAGCUGGCUUUCAGCCAGACCAACGAGGCCAACCAGAGAGUGACGGAUUCGCUCCAGGCGACAAAAGCACUGCACAAGGAAAUUGGCAGACUCCAAGGGGCUUACAACAGCACCAGCCGGGAGAAGGAGCUGCUGUCUUCCAAGGUGGCCAGGCUGGAGGAGAGAGUAUCUGAGCUCACCAUGAAGCUGAAGCCUGCCCUGUCCGACAGGGAGAGGUUCCUAAAGGAGAAAGUGGAGCUGCACCAGCAGGUGCAGGAUCUCACCCUGCAGCUGGAACAUGCGCAGCGGAGCCAAGAGGGCUUCAACGGCCAAGUAUCAGACCUUCACCUGGAGCUGGUGAAUGCCAAGGCCCAGGCCAACCGCCAGGACCAGGAGAAGGUCCUGAUGAAGGAGGAGCUGGUGACCCUCAGACAGGUAAAUGAGAAGCUCUCCUCUGAAUUGGGUCAGAGCCACCAGAGACUGGAGACCUCCCUGGGUCAGCUCCACCAUCUGGAGGCUGAGAAGAAGAUCCUGACCAAUAGGAUCCAGGCCCUGGAGACUGAGCGCAUGCAGCUGCUGGGUGAACAGGAGGCGCUGAAGUCAGAGAUGCAGAGGGAUGCUGGAGGCCAGGGAAAUGAUGUGGCAGCUCUUCAAACAACCUGCGAAGGGCUCAGGGCAUCGCAGUCCCUGUUGCAGGCGGAGAAGAAAGCCCUGCAGGCUCGCUGCAUGGAGCUGGAGGCUGUCCUGCGGCACAAACAGGAGGAGUUGUGUGGCCAGCUCGCAGAGCAGCAGCAGGUCUCCCAGCACUGGAAGGACAGAUGGAACCAGGUGGCCGUGGCUCUAAAAACCAAAGAGGAGGAACUGGAGCAAGCACAUGUGGCGCAUCAGAGCUUGUCUGCCAAGCACACUGAGCUCCUGGAGGACUGCGAGCUGCUCCAGGUGGAUGCGGAGGAGCUGGCCGAGCUGAGAGGCACCGUGCGCAGCCUGAAGGAAGAAAAUGGAGACUUAAUGAGACAGCUGAGGGAGCAGCAACAGGCCACCCAGCUGCUGCAGCUACAGCAAGAGCUGGCUACAAACACAUCUCUACCGGGAUCAGGCUCAGAGAGGACUUCAGAACAAGAGGCCCUUUACAAAGAGAUCCAGGAAACCCACGACAGGAUAAAGAGGCUGGAGAAUGAAAAAGCUGAGAUGAAGUCCGAGAUCAGGAAGCUGAAGCCCUCAGAGCACACUGGCAGUGGGGAAUGCGGUGGACACAAAAGGCUGGACGGCGCUUCCGUUCUGCGGAUUGAACUGGACGCCUGUAAGCAGGAGCUGGAGCUGGAAAAGAGCCGCAGUCAGGCUCUGAAUGGCAAAGUGCAGCUGCUGCAGUCCAGGCGCUGGGACAGUGCUACUCCCCCACAUGAGAUCAAGUUCCCAGCAACCUCCAAUACCACAGCAACAUCUGGCUUAGAGAUGGAUUGUCCCGUGUCCUCUCCAGGAAGUUCUCAGAUUUCUAGUCCUCAAGGAGAACCGUUGGCCAUGGAGAGCCCUCAGGGCUUGAUGGCCUCAGGGGACCUGUCUGAGGUGGAGAGCCUGAAGCGGAAGCUCCAGAGGGAGACUGCAUCCCAACAGGAAAAGGAGGAGCUGAUCUGGACUCUGAGAGAGGAAUUAGAAGAACUGAAACUAAAGCAGCCAGGAGACAUCAAGGCCUCCCUGGAGGAAGUAGACACAGAGUUAGCGCUGGUCCGAGAAGAGCUGCAGAAGGUUUGGGACAUGCUGAAAACACGUGAUACGGCGCUGGAAGAACAACACCUGGAGUUAGAAUCGGCCAGGAGCCAGUACACUGAAUGCAGCUCAGAGAAGCUGAGACUGGAACAACUUGUCGCCUCUCUGGAGCACCAGCUGGCGGAGAGAGAGCAGGCGUUGAGGCACCUUCGACAAGCAAGUGAGAUGGAAAAAAACAAGCUGGAGAUUCAAGCCUCUUCAUUAGAGCUGAAGCUGGCAGAAGUGGAGGUCCUGAGAGACGACGCCCACCGACGCCACCAGGCAUCCGGCCCCACAGAAGUACAGAGCUGGGGCCUCAGGCAGAGCCGUGACAGUCACUCCCAGGGAAAGUGCUCCCGGUGUGAUGCCUUUCUAGCCCAGCUGAACAAGAUGAUUCAAAGCUGUACAGAGAAAGGGGCUGUGGUGCAGGAGGACCAGGCCUUGACCUACCUGUGUGACCUGCAGGGGCUCCUCAAGAGGCUGAGUCACUGCGCGGCCGACCAAGUCACAAGGAGCCCCCAGGAAAAGAGCCAAACCCUGGAACAGCAGCAUCGGCUGGUGACCGAGCAGAACACAAGAGGAGCCAUCAAGCCGCAUGGGAAACCUCCGCAGGAGCUAAAAGAAAAGCAGCAGCCUAUGCCAGGAGAUCUGGGCUUCUCCAACAGCACCGAUGAAGCGCAGAGCCUCAGGCUGCAACUGCAAGAGAAAACAGAAAUGAUUUCAGCCAUGGCCUCUGAGAUCCAGGGACUGCAGCAAAAGAACGAACACCUGAUGAAAGCAAAACUGCGGUUUCAGCAGCAAAUCCAGGACAUCCGCAGCCUCCAGCAGCAGCGACAGGAAAGGAGCGACUCAGACCUGCUGGUUCCUAGGCUCUCCAGCCGGCAGGAGCUGGAGUUGGGGCUGAGCCAGUGGAGUGAAGGCUCUGCACCUCCGUCUGGCGGUGAUCCCCAUGCUUCCUCCCUCUGCCCCCUAUACAGCAGAGCGGCUCUGUACCUAGCCAAGCUGCCUGAGGCAGGAGACGAGCUGCGUUGCUUCAGUUCUGAAAGCAGUGGCAGUCAGUCCCCCAGGUCCCAGGCAGGGUCAGAACUGCCAGUGCUACCGCUGAGCAAGCUCCCUGCUGAUCCUGUGACCGGGAAGCUGCCUCCCCCUUCCACGCUGCCCCUCCCAGCCUCCAAUUCUGCAUCUGGCAAAUCCUCCCCUGAGGCCCGCUCCUCCCCAGUGAGCCCCCGGAGUCAGCCUGGCAGCCAGGAGUCCUCGUACACUCCCAAGGGAGCAGUGCUGCUCUCGCCGAGACCCUUUCGGGCACAACGACUGGGCUCGCCCUUUAAAUUCAGAAUGUGCCCGGAGCCCCCAGGGGAAAGCUGUGGCAGCUGAAGCACCCUGUCCGUUGAGGUCAGACUAGAUGAUCACAACGGCCCCCUUCUGGCCUUGGAAUCUAUGAAUCCUGCAUGGCUGGGUACACGUGGCUUUGAAUGAUCUGCUCUGUGCCCUCUCCUUAUCCUCUGAGCUGUUUGCCGUAGAGCCUGGCUGGUAAAUGAAUGAACAUAGCAUGUUCUCUUGGAACUGGCUGUUUCCCCCUGGCAGCGGGGAAAGGUGGUCUCCUGACCCUUUGGGUUGGAAUUCAGAUUGGGGGCAUUACAGGGGAGGGGCUGUUCUUGCACUAGUUGGGCAACUAAGUCCAACGGUCCUCAGUGCCCCGCACACCUGGGCCUCCUGGAGCAGGGAGCCACCAGCGUGGUCUGUGAGCAGCAAAUGGUUCGAUGUACGCUACAGGUUCUUCCCCUGCCCUCCUUGCCCGAGCAUCUGAGCACCUGCAGCUCAUGCGUUAAGGGAUUUGACUCACUUUUGCCAUGCAUAGUUCAUGCUUUCGCUCGUCUUCUCCCCAGGGGAAGAACUGUGUGCCGUGGAGUGUUGGCAAACAUACCCCCUGCUCUGUGUUUAUAUGGGCAAGGGCCAGUCAGAGGGGUGCGCCUGGCACCUAGACCAUGAGGUGGGGAGGGUUGUGACGGUCCUUAGGUUCAUCCCACAGUCUGAGGCUGGCCCCCAAGACAGCUCUGCCUCCUGCACAGCCGAGCUUUACCCUGAAGUUAGGAAGUGCCUUGGUGCCACAGGAGCAGAGCCCAACCAGGUCCCAGCCCAGAGCUUUAGGUGAUCUUCUACAUAGGCUGGGCCUCUUCUAUUCCCCUGAGAUGGGAAGCUUGCUUUUCCUUCCCUGGACAGCUCAACCUCCAGAGGGAGAGGCGGCUGUAGACAGAGUACCCCAAGCUAAGCAGGCUCAGCUGCUGCAUUGAGGAACAGGCAGCAGAGCGGGCCCAUGUAGCUCACUGCCUCCAGUUCCCUUCUCCCUAGCAGCCCUGCCUUCAGAGCCAUCAGGCAAUGAUCACUCGGUGGGCCCACCUUUUACAUUGUAAGCAAGAUCUCCCUUACUGCUCACUGCUGUGCUGCCACAGCCCUUCCAAAGCGCCAGAAGAGUUGGUGGAGGGGGCAGGUUCCCCACUGGCAGUGUUUGGGUUUCCCGGGGAGGUGGGUUUCAGUGGUGGGCAGCUAAGGAUUGUCAGCAUAGUCACAGAUGGAUCUGAUUUUUGUGAAGGCCUGAUGCCCUCUAGAGCAGGCCUUGAUCCUCUCCCCCAGCCCUCCAUGCAGCCCUGUGCUUGCUGUGAAAUCCCCUUGGCAUCGGACACCGAUCGCUGUCCCCGCAGCUGAUUUCUGGGGUGGGAGCGAAUCCCCACCCUCAUUAUUCUGCUUCCUGUGUGGAUAAUGUGUCUGUCUUCCAUAAAGGACUGGAAUGUG